Carlito syrichta (Philippine tarsier) is the source of this 579-nucleotide messenger RNA. RefSeq names its product leucine rich single-pass membrane protein 2 (gene LSMEM2). The record is from RefSeq and is a predicted model, not a curated record. NCBI's taxonomy places the organism in Eukaryota, Metazoa, Chordata, Mammalia, Primates, Tarsiidae. The transcript has 5 exons. The coding region runs from base 1 to 579 and encodes 192 amino acids.
AUGGGAGUGGUGUGGUUCCCCAAGAAGACCUCCGAGCACCUGUACUGGGCUCCUUACCAGGUAGAUAGUCCAGACUGGCCCAUUCCUGCUGCUGAGCACCCUCAUCGGCCCCCUAACUGCCCACUACUUGCCAUGCCUGAGGAGACUCAAGAAGACACCAUGGCACCCAUGAUGCUGAGCCAGAGGAGCAGGGAGCCACUGGCCCCCAAUCAUGUGCAGGAGGUGUGCCUGCACCAAGUGGAGUCCAUCAGUGACCUACACAGUGGAGGCACACUGCGCCUGUAUCAGGCUGAAGAUGGGAGGCCGUGGGAUGAAGUGCUGGGUGUUCUGCCACCUUCACUGGCUGGUUGCAGCCCUGUGUUUGGACGCGGGGGGUUCCUGCUGCUGCUGGGUCUGCUUGUGCUCACCUGCCUGGCCCUGGCCCUCCUGGCUGUCUAUCUGAGUGUGCUGCAGAGCGAAUCUCUGCGCAUCCUGGCACACACAUUGCGCACACAGGAGGAGAUGCUACUCAAGCUCCGCCUGGCCAGCCUCAGCCAGCUGCGAAGGCUUAACUCCAGUGAAGCCCAAGCACCCAGCUGA